GCCUGGCCACAUGCUGCCGGCGCGUUCCAGAUCCCGCGGCUUCUCAUCAAUUGCAGUUUGAAAAAGGCAUCAUCACCUACUGAGUAAAGCAUCGCCAGGCGCCCUGCUUCAUAUACUGCGCUGCGAGCAGUCGCGCAUUGCUCCGUCUCUUCUUUUUACAUAAGCUGUUGAGUAUUCUACUGGCUGCGAGGCCAGGGGAACGUUUUGUCGCAUUAUCACCACCACGCCACAGGCGCUAUUACGAGGACUCUGACGCGAGAAACGACCGGCCCCGCCCGACGUGCUGCCAAUAUAUCAGAGACCAACCCCGUGUUCUUUACAACGUCCGCCAACGCCGCCGAAAGAUCGGACGAAUAGAACUGCUGUUAUACUGCACCGGAUUGACGUCACAGCUAGAGAGAGGCCAGGGAGCCCGUUCGCCCCGCCACCCAGCUCCUCUGGGCCACAGCCGUCCUCGUUAUAAUGUCGCUCUUUGGUGCAUCCCCGCCCAAGGGCGAAGAGCCGUCCAUGUCCGACUCCUUUGCCCGCUCGCGGCACUCGCUCUUCGACGACGACGACCCCAACCCGUCCUCUAACUCGCUCUUCGCCGACAACGACGACCCCUCUCGCACCUCGUCGCCCUGGGAUAUGCCGACGCCGCGUAAGCAGACACGCACCGAGCUGCUCCGGAACCUCCUUCCCGCCGCCGACGUCCCCGGCUACUACAUCGAGGCAUUCGACGCCGUGCUGCGCGUGCAACCACAAGAGGAGUCAUCGUCCGGCGAUGACGCGCCAGCGAAAGCAACGGCGCAGGCCGGCCGCGUCGGGCCCGAGGGACUGAUGCGCGCGCUCUCGGCCGCCAAGAUCGGGCCUGAGCAGAGUUCCAGGAUCCUGGGGAUCGUGGCACCGUCCAGCGGCGAGCCCGAGCUCGGCAGGAAUGAAUUCAACGUAUUCCUGGCCCUCAUCGGCCUCGCGCAGGAGAAGGAGACCAUCAGUCUUGACGGCGUAGACGAGAGGAGACGUAAUCUCCCAAAGCCGAAGCUCGUCGGCCUGCUCAAUUCCAGCGCCGGCCUGCCAGGUGCCUCGGACCUCGCCGCGAAGCCGCCACAGCGCCCUGUCACGCCUCCUUCGCCACCGCAGAGUCAGCAGGAGCAGCGCAAACAGCCUGAACACACCCCAACGUCGACGCCGCACGGGACUGUGAGGCGCGGCCCAAUGGCUGCUCCCAUGGACUACCCUGACGACCCAUGGAAUACUCCGGAUCUGCACAAGAACCACAACCACGCCCCCAGCCUGCCUGCUGGCGCCCCGGCCAAUGGGCUUAAUUACGACCAGGCCCGGAAUCAGCCGCACCAACCAACGCACCAGCCCGAAGCGGGAGCCCUCAACGGGUCUUUCGAGAGCGUAGGCAGCUCGCCGCCUUCUGGAGCCGCUGGUGUUAAUCGGACCACUUCGACCUUCACGACAUCGGCAAGCCCUGUCGGCGGGUCCAGCUCCAACGGUACGCAGCCAGAGAGGAGUGCGCUGCCGCCCCAUAUGGCCUCGGCUGGUGGUCCCGGAGUGGCAGAAUCUGGGGGAUGGAACUCGGGCUACUUUGAGGGCAACCAGUCCUCGGCUGGCGGCUUCAGCGAUCCUUCUCAGGGAAGCACGCAGGCAACAUCGCCCUUUGGUGAUGGCGGUCCUGGGAUCAGGAAUCCCGGCCCCGCCCCUUCAGGCCACGCGCGGAAUGUCUCCUCGCGGUCUAUCGGACCCAUCGGCGGCAACGGGCGCACUGGCAGCUCCAUCGAGGAGAAGGUGCUCGUUUCGCUCAUGCCCGAAAAGGAGGGUAUUUUCAUGUUCCAGCACCACAACUAUGAGGUGUCUAGCGUCCGGCGAGCCAGCAAGGUGAUUCGGCGCUACAGCGAUUUUGUGUGGCUGCUUGAUUGUCUCCACAAGCGGUAUCCCUUCAGGGUGCUGCCCCUGCUGCCUCCGAAGCGCGUGGCCGUCAACGGAAACCAUCUCUCCAACGAUGGGGCCUUCAUAGAGAAACGCCGUCGCGGACUUGGCCGUUUCUUGAACGCGAUUGUCCGCCACCCUGUGAUUGGGCAGGAACAACUGGUUGUCAUGUUCUUGACUGUCCCCACGGAAUUGUCCGUGUGGCGGAAGCAGGCGACCAUAUCGGUGCAGGAUGAGUUUGCUGGCCGAAGUCUCCCGCAAGGGCUUGAGGAAUCACUCUCGCCGCAGCUGGAGGACCUCUUCUCUCGGACCCGUGCUGGCGUGCGGCGCUCGGCGGAGCUCUACAUAGGGGUGUGCGCCGUCAUGGAUAGACUCGUGAAGCGUACCGAGGGUGUGGCGGCGGACCACGCGCGCAUCGCAUUGUCGCUCAUGUCGCUCACCGAGAUUAGUGGAGACUGCUAUGCGACCGACACCAACGACGUUCCCCUGCUGAACGAUGGGCUGGUGGCCAUGAGCAAGCACCUCCGCACUGCCCAGAGUCUGAUGGAGGACGAGAGCCGGGCCUGGGACGCUGGCGUGCUCGAGGACCUCAAGCGGCAACGUGACGCGCUUGUGGCCCUGCGCGACAUGUUUGAUCGCCGCGAGCGGUUGGACAGGGACAACAUUCCCGCACUGGAGCGGCGGAUCCAGGCCAACGAGACGAAGUUGGCAAACCUGCGUUCCAAGCCCGAGGGCAUGGUCAAGCCGGGGGAGAUUGAGAAGGUGGUCGAAGCCAUUAUCAAGGACAAAGAAUCGAUUGUCAACCAGCACAACCGGUCCGUCUUCGUCAAGGAGUGCCUCCGCGACGAGCUAAUCUACUUCCAGAACUCCCAGUACCAUGUCACUCGGUGGAACCAGGACUGGGCGCAGGAGAGAGUAAAAUACUCUGAAAUGCUCGCCGACAACUGGCGUCGACUUCUGGACGGCUUGGAGGGGAUGCCAACCGGGGAGUGA
Messenger RNA from Gaeumannomyces tritici R3-111a-1, 2907 nucleotides. RefSeq names its product sorting nexin mvp-1. Gene Ontology annotation, biological process: retrograde transport, endosome to Golgi; protein targeting to vacuole. Gene Ontology annotation, cellular component: endosome. The record is from RefSeq and is a predicted model, not a curated record. Lineage: Eukaryota; Fungi; Ascomycota; Sordariomycetes; Magnaporthales; Magnaporthaceae. The transcript is spliced from 4 exons. Bases 463 to 2907 code for a protein of 814 amino acids. Gene Ontology annotation, molecular function: phosphatidylinositol-3-phosphate binding.